This is a messenger RNA of Fusarium keratoplasticum, 411 nucleotides long. RefSeq lists its product as uncharacterized. Bases 1 to 411 code for a protein of 136 amino acids. NCBI's taxonomy places the organism in Eukaryota, Fungi, Ascomycota, Sordariomycetes, Hypocreales, Nectriaceae. The record is from RefSeq and is a predicted model, not a curated record. The transcript has a single exon.
AUGACCACAUUCUCUUCCAUCCCUCCAUACAUCCUCGGCGGCGCCUGUGUCGGUCGAGGCCUGAUGGCCAUCUACUCCCCACGAAAAGAAUACGGCCAUGUCGGUUUACCGCUCGAAUCUCUAGCAACUCCAGCCGACCAUGAAGCCGGCGGAAUAUCGCCGCUCAUGUACUUCAAGGGGCUCCGCGAGAUCUCAUAUGGUCUCACGCUGAUGGUACUGCAGCGUCAGGGGAACGAGGACGCUGUUACGACCUUUGCUGCCAUCUUAUCGGUCGUGAGGAUCGGAGAUGGUCUCGUUGUCUGGUUCAAGGGAGGUGAGGAGUUGAGAUGGAGGGCUAUGGGCCAUUGGAUCACUGGGGUCGGGUUCGUUGGGUGGGUGAUUUGGAGGUGCAGUUAUCAGGGAUACUUUUGA